AUGGAUGAUGGCUACAGAAACACAAACCUCUAUCAGGGGGGCAGGGACACAAACCAAGUCUCUGAUGACUAUAGGUACCAGGAUGGCAACUACGAAGGUUACACAUCCAACGAUGGCUACUACCGUGGUGGGGACGAGCCCACUCAUGAAGAAGAUGCCCAGAGCGAUGUUACAGAAGGGCACGAUGAAGAUGAUGAGGUCUAUGAGGGGGAGUACCAAGGGAUCCCACACCCAGAUGACAUUAAAGCCAAGCAGAAGCAGCGAGCUCCUGCUGGGGAUGAUGACUACAGAGACCGUGCUGACCUUAUGGCAGAAAGGAUGGAGGAUGAGGAGCAACUGGCCCACCAGUAUGAAAACAUCAUCGAGGAGUGUGGCCAUGGACGCUUCCAGUGGACGCUCUUCUUUGUUCUAGGGUUGGCACUGAUGGCAGAUGGGGUGGAGCUGUUUGUGGUUGGAUUUGUUCUGCCCAGUGCUGAGAAGGAUAUGUGCUUAUCCAGUUCAAACAAAGGCAUGCUAGGCUUGAUAGUCUACCUAGGGAUGAUGGUGGGGGCCGUCAUGCUGGGUGGCCUGGCCGACAAACUGGGAAGAAAGAAAUGCCUCAUCAUAUCACUUUCAAUCAAUGCUGCCUUCGCGUUCCUCUCCUCCUUUGUCCAGGGAUACGGAUUCUUCCUCUUCUGCCGCCUUAUCUCAGGCCUCGGUAUCGGGGGAUCCCUCCCCAUUGUGUUUGCCUAUUUCUCUGAAUUCCUGUCUCGUGAGAAGAGGGGGGAGCACCUGAGCUGGCUUUGCAUGUUCUGGAUGAUCGGUGGCAUUUUUGCUUCAGCAAUGGCUUGGAGCAUCAUCCCCCAUUACGGCUGGGGGUUCAGUAUGGGAACCAAGUACCACUUCCACAGCUGGAGAGUCUUUGUUCUUGUCUGCUCUCUGCCCUGCAUCGCCUCCCUGGUGGCACUGAAAUUCAUGCCUGAAAGCCCGCGGUUUUUGCUGGAGAUGGGCAAGCAUGACGAAGCCUGGAUGAUCCUCAAGCAUGUUCAUGAUACCAACAUGCGGGCCAAGGGCGAGCCAGAGAGGGUGUUUACGGUUUCCUACAUCAAAACCCCAAAGCAAGUAGAUGAGUUUAUUGAAAUCCAGAGCUCAACAGGGACCUGGUACCAGCGGUGGCUGGUCAGAAUCACAACCACUUUCAAACAGGUCUGGGACAACGUGCUAUAUUGCUUAACAGCCCAGUACAGGAUGAACACACUGAUUCUGGCUGUGGUUUGGUUUACUAUGGCCUUAAGUUACUAUGGCCUUAUUGUCUGGUUCCCCGACAUGAUCCGGUAUUUCCAAGAGGAGGAAUACGAAUCCCGAGUGAAGAUCUUUGAUGAGGAAGAAGUGUCACACUUUACCUUUAAUUUCACCCUGGAAAACCAGAUCCAUAGAAACGGGGAAUACAGAAACGAUAAAUUUAUCGGCAUGAAAUUCAAAGAAGUGAGAUUUGAGGACUCGUUGUUUGAGGAAUGCUACUUUGAAGACGUGACGUCCAGUGAGACCUUCUUUGAAAACUGCACCAUCAUCUCUACUGUCUUUUAUAACACUGAUCUCUACGAACACAAAUUCAUCAACUGCAGGCUCAUAAACAGCACGUUUCUGAAGGAGAAGGAAGGCUGCCACAUGGACUUCGAGGAAGACAAUGAUUUCCUGAUCUACCUGGUCAGCUUCCUGGGCAGCCUGUCCGUGCUGCCGGGUAACAUCAUCUCUGCAUUGCUCAUGGACAAAAUAGGGAGGAUAAAGAUGAUCGGUGGCUCGAUGUUGAUCUCUGCAGUGUGCUGCUUCUUCCUCUUUUUUGGCAACAGCGAGUCGGCGAUGAUCGGCUGGCAGUGCCUCUUCUGUGGGGCCAGCAUUGCCGCCUGGAACGCCCUGGAUGUGAUCACCGUGGAGCUCUACCCCACAGAUAAGAGGGCAACAGCCUUUGGCAUCCUCAAUGGGCUUUGCAAGUUUGGUGCCAUCCUGGGGAACUCGAUCUUUGCCUCCUUUGUAGGGAUAACCAAGGUGGUUCCCAUCCUCCUGGCUUCCUCUGCUCUGGUUGGAGGUGGCCUGCUCGCUUUGCGCCUGCCAGAGACUCGAGACCAGGUCCUGAUGUGAGCAACUGAGGCCAGGGGGGUCAGGGGUGGACGUAGAAGAAGAAGAAAAAGGAGCCAUGUUUGGAAAAAUCAAAAUGUCCUUUUCUAUACUGUUUUGUCGAUACCUCAAAGAGAGGGAGCAGAGGUGAACGAGCCCAAAGGGAUAAAAUGAAGCCCCUUAGUAUCUGACCCUUUUACAGCCAUGAUUGGUGCAUGCAGCUACUUCACACACCCUGCAGAGCUUUGCUGUUUGGGUUUAAUCCUGCCUACACUGGGAGCCUAUCCUUUCCCUCCCCAUCCCCGUGUAGUGACACAAGACACGAACAGGGGCUUUGUGUGUGCGUGCGUAUGCCUGCGGGGGUGUGAGCAGAUCCUGAGCUGAGCUGUGAGAGCCUGCCUGCCUUGCUGAGCACUCCCUGGCAAUUCAAACAAGCUGUGCUCAGACACAAAAGGCAUCCAAAUGGCAGGCAGGUAACAAACCCAUCAUAGGUCAGAUCCAGCAACAGGAACAAGAGCUAUAAAUGUGUCCUUAGCUGUCUUGAUUUGGGGGUUACAACUUGAAAAAAAUGAGAAUCCUCGUUUCUGAAGGAUUUGAGAGUGGGUGCUCAGCUCUCUUAGAAGACUCACUAUCUCAAAGCCCCUUACUGUCUUCACUUGGGCAUAAAGAAUCACUAGGCACCUUCUUGGUCUGGGAGAGAAAUAUAUACAUAAUUUUAUAUCUAUAGAUGUAUUUACACUUACUUGCAAAUGUAUGUGCAUAUAUUGAAGUGAUCAGCUAGUGAAAUUUAUAAUUUUUAAUUUCUGCACUAUUUAAAAGACUUUAAGAGAGGCACUAAAAACUAUUCCCACUAAUUCAAGUUUAUCUGGAGCUAUGGCCAACUUAAUGACACACCAUUCUUUAUACCAGACACCAAAUAUAUAAAUGCAUUGAUGACUGGGAGUAUAUAUUUCUAUGAUGCUAAAGAUCUUUUUCCUACAAACUCAGAUGGAGGAGAAAUUAAUAUGAUGUUGGAGCAUUCCACAAACCAAAUGUGUACAUAUUAUCCAGUGUAAAUAGAGGACUUUUUGUCUAAUACCUAGAGUAUGUUAACAGAGAAUUUACCAGCAUUUUAGCCAUAUUAGUUAAAGAAUAUGAUGCUUCAUUUUCUUACAUAUUUGGGUCUCAUCGAAACACUGUAAGCACAGUUACUUAUAGCCAUUUAACUUGCUACAUGGGGAAUGCACACAGCAAGCUUUCACUGUACAGAACAUUAAAUUCUCCAUUAAGUGGGACAGUUAAGUUUGAUAUCCUGUAAAGACUCUUUCUGAAUUUCAUAUGCUCUUUAUAUUGUACAACUUAAGUUCUGUUGCACCUGAAAGCAAAGUGAGCUGUGUAUUUUUGGAUAUAUUUUCUUGGGAAGCAGGAAUGAAAUGUAUACUGUUAAAUAACACACAGAAAUACCUAGAUAGUGCUAAUUAGGCCCAUUCAACAAGCUCAGCCAUAGACCAGAAUUGAGUAGAAAUGGGAAAUAGUCACAUAAUGCAGGGAAUUUGUUUCACCGUGAUAUUUUCUGACAUUAAAAGUUAUGAGUUAUUUUGUACUUUUGCUAGUGACCUUUUUACUUUUCAUUGGUUCCUUUUUUUUUUUUUUUUUUUUUUUUUUUUUUUUUUUUUAAGAAAAUCAAACAGUGCUAGGCUGAAAUCCAGCAGGACUGAAGUCUACCACCUCUGCCUUCAGCUGCACAGAGGCAGUCACAUACACCCACAGCUCACACCAGGGCCAGCCCCGCGCAGCUGUGGCAGUCGGUGUCAGCACCGCUGCAGAGGACAGAUGAAAGACACAAAGUGUGGUGAGAUCACAAGAAGCAAAUCCUUGCCGAUGAGAAAAAAGUGUCUAAACAGCAUUACUUUCGUCACUGUGUCAGCUGGGGAUAAGCACUUAAAGAGCAGCUAGGCUACAAUGGGCUAUUUGGGAUUUUUAUAGAUUUACUCUGAGGUUUAUGAAAUUGAUAAAAUCACAAGCGGCUUUAAUAGCCCGGCUUAUUAUGCCUCAUUUCUCAUUUUAUGGGUAGCUUAGGGCCUUUUUUCUGAUUUGUCUUCAAAACAGCAAGGUUCCUUCACUGAGGUAGGAGUGAAUGUAAUUAUGUCCUUUGGCAGUGGUUCACAGCUUCUGUUGAGAAUCACAGCCCAGAAUGUGUUUUUUCUCUAAGAAUGUCUGAUCCCUUUGCAUGGUAAAAAGCAGCUAAAUAUGUGUUUCAACACAAAAGAUCUCCAUGGUCUCUAUGUUUCAUUCUUUCUGUUGGGUUGUGAAUGCCCAUUAAGUCAUUGUAUUUACAGGGAAAAAAAGGUUUGUUUCAUGGCCUGGACUAUUCUGUUGUGCUGCUCUGUGGAGCCAGAACUUAUCUUUAUUUAUUCCAUGAAGCACUCUCAGUUACAUCUAUAUCCAGUGCUCUGACAGCAAACCUGAUUGUUUGUGUUCUCCAUUGACACUGCACAAUUACAAAAAUGGCAUCACUUAUUUUGCAAAACUUCACCAUUGGUUUCCUUAGAAAGAAGAAAUUGAGGUCUUAAGGUGAUGAAAAUGGUAAGGUAACAUCAUGAAAUGUUAUCCAAUCUUAGGAAACUUUCUUCUUUGCAGAAUGGGUCCUUCACAGGGUCUGCCUGGUAAACCUCAUGACUGAGAGAUUAGCUGGGGCAAGGUAAAGAGCAAUAGGAUCUGGCAGUCAGCGUCACCCUGGUUCCCAUGCAACUGUGACACUAAAAUGCAUGGGUUGGUCACUUCGGAGUUAGGGGACAGUGGGUAUGGGGCUUGAUGAUGUUCCUAUCCCUGAUAUUUGACCAGGGAGUUCAUGAACAGCUACAAAAGUGCAAACACACACUGCAGCUGGUACACCAGGGCCUGGGAAAGGAGGCACAGUUAACAGAGAAGGAAGAAAUGAAAAGCUGAGGAGAAACCACAUUAGCUAGCCUCAGACACCUACAAGUCAGCUGUCUGAAUUCAAACUAAUCACCCAGGGUUCCCAUUACUCCCAGUUACACGAAAUAGUGAACAUCUGUGGCCAUUCAGUUUUGGUUUGGCUCCGAGUUUCAGGCUGUGCGCUACCAGCUAGGCCGAGGCCAAGCCAUGGGGCACCGAAGCACCGUGCAUGGGGAGGUUUCUUGUCGGGCACCUCCUCUGAUGGCUCAGCUUUGUUUCUGCUGUAAAAUCAGCAUUGUGGCUGCACUGCAAGGGCCAGCUUGCCUCCUCCAGCAGUUCCCCCUGCCUACACUUGCCGCAGUGAAGUCUCCAUGUCUUGGAGUUCUGCUAUUACUGGAUCAUCUGCAGAGGAAAAGUGCUGAUCACAGCCCAAUAACAGUCCUCACUGAGCACCAUUUCCUCGGAUUUGUGAACUUUUCAGCAAUGAGGGCACAGAGGACCAAGACAGGGGACUUGCCUUAAAUCCCAAAAACCUCCUGUAGAGGACAGUUGGACCUCUUCACGCAUAUGUGGCACGCCAGUCCAGCCACUCAACCAGGGACUUUGUGGCUUGGAAGAGAUGGGUAUAGGGAACCCAAACCAGCCUGCUGGGUCCUGGUGUCUUCAUCCAUACAGUGGAGUAAUGGGGCCCCUGGAGCAGUUCAUUACUGCGUUCCUGAGCACGCAGAAACAGAUAUUUAGAGGAACAGAAAGCACUGUUGCUAUUGUACAAGACCAGUGGUAUUACAAUAAGAGUUCUGCCUCCUUAUAUUCCUGUUGAUUUAAUGUACUGUUUUUCCUGAACGUCAGUUGUGCAGCACUGCUUCUGCUGUCACAUUUCAUUCUACCACAUCCUGCUGGUGGUGGCUACUGCUUGGGGCUGGGUGGGGUGACCCCCUGCUCGCCCGUACCAUCUUCAUCUCCCAGAAAUGCUGUGCGAUUUAUGAACGGCAGUGUAUGGAUCUUCUGGACUAAGAAAAGGGCCACACUAUGAAAACCCACAUCCAGAGACAGAUGUUCUGCACUCUGGGGAGAGGUCCCUCAGCUAAUGUCCUUUGGUGACAGGGGAAAGAUGCAGUGAGGGACGUUCCCUGAGCCUGGGAGCUGUCUGGCCCCUGGGCUGGGUUCACACGUCGGCACAGAGCAAAGCUGCACGGAGCUGAGCUUUCUGCACUUCUUAAGGUCUCUUCUAGGUCCUGCUUUGAGACUUCCAGCAACAGAGUAUACUCUGACACUGGUAAGGACAUCCUAGAUUAAUUUCUGUCCUUGUUUAUGUCCUUUGACUAUCCAAAGGACACUAAAACCUGAGAGUAUAUUUUUAGGUUUAUGUAGAUUUGAGCCCCAUGCAUUAUAUUUCCAUCAAGUUUCUCCCUUGGUUUCUCACCCUUGUAUUAGCCAAUGCUGCUUUUAGGAAGAAUCAAGCCUGGGAACUGUGAAGGAAACAAAAUGAAGAAAUUUUUUUGCUGUAUGUAAUGCUAGAGCUGUGUAAAUGUUCACACACUGCAAGUUCCCCUGUAAAUAACACCCGGUGUCGUGCAUUUAAUGAAAUGUUUCAUUUAGGUGUUCUGUCAGCUCUGUGUGUGAGAUAGCCAAUUCCAAUCCCUUGGUUCCUUGGUUCCUUUUCUUCAUUUAAAACUUUUUUUUUUUUUUUUUUAAUUUGAUCUGUGUCUGGUUGUCACUGGAAAUUGCAGCUGUUCCAACGGACUUUGUUUUUGUUCUCCCUGUCACAUUAAAAAGCUGGAAGAAAAA
Messenger RNA from Anas platyrhynchos (mallard), 6780 nucleotides. NCBI's taxonomy places the organism in Eukaryota, Metazoa, Chordata, Aves, Anseriformes, Anatidae. The record is from RefSeq and is a predicted model, not a curated record.